Messenger RNA from Centruroides sculpturatus (bark scorpion), 1731 nucleotides. RefSeq lists its product as uncharacterized. NCBI's taxonomy places the organism in Eukaryota, Metazoa, Arthropoda, Arachnida, Scorpiones, Buthidae. The coding region runs from base 422 to 1696 and encodes 424 amino acids. The transcript has 4 exons. The record is from RefSeq and is a predicted model, not a curated record.
CAAAUCACUUUUCAUCAAAGUCACCAAUAUUUAGCACGUAUGGCCAUAAUAUUAACAUAUUAUGAUGUUAAAACUGUAUGCUCUCCCCAUUCCUAGCAUAAAUUUUAUAUUUUCACUGCAUUCUGAUUACUUUUUUCCCACUCAAAUCACAUGUAUUCAUCAAAGUCAUAGCAGAUCCAUAUCUGAUCCAUAAUCUAAAUUGGUGGUCCCCAAACUUUUUUGACUGUCAAUCCCUUCGAGGAUUCCUUGACCUUUUAUCGACCUAAGUGGCAAGGAUUUUAUCAAGGAUUUUGAGAAUAUGGAUACUGCUCAAGACAGAUUCAGUGGGGACCAAAGCAUGUGCUUAUCAUUUUUCAGAGAAUGUUACUCAAUUACCUUAGAAUUAUUUCAGUUACCUAAUUGAAGUCAUAUAAUACAUGUUAUGUUUGUUUAUAUUUUAUACCACGUAUUCCGUUAUUCAGCGAAACGUCAGCAAGAUGUCAGCGCAGUGCUAAAACUCGUUCCAUAUUUUAGCUCGCUUGCAGCGCCAUCUCAAAACGCUUACAAAAUUUCGUUAGCGAGGUUGAGAAGCGCUAGCUUUUUGCUAAGACAACGAGCGAAGAUGGCGGCACCAUGUUUGACUGUUUUAAUUGAACUAAAUAAUCGAAAUUUUCUUUUAAAUAUUGAUGAAAAAACUUAUGAAAGUUUUCGAACAGGAACAGCACCCAAUAUCAAAAAUUAUUUUAAAGAACUUCAGAAGACAUUCAGUGCUGCUGACUUAGGCUUACCUGAAGGCACAGAUAUUCUGAAUUGGAGACAAAUAAAGUUAUGGAAAGUAUUUUCUGAAAAUAAUGGAACUUUUGAAUGUGGAGAACAAAUUCUCAUUAUUGAUGACAACCAUACUGAACUUCAAGAAAACCCUGUUGUGGUCGGCUCUCCAGAUCCUUCAAAAAGCAUACAUAAUAAAAGUAAAGCAGAAUGGACCCAUGCAGCAGUAAAACUGUUAAUAGCAAGUAGAAUAGAUUUAGAAGAAGACUUUCAAAAACCUGUAGUCAAAACAAAGCUUUGGGCUAAAAUAGCUGAUAAGUUAUCCAAAGAGGGUUUUGCAUUUACAAGUUCAGAAUGCGAUCACAAGUGGAGAAAUCUCAUGAUUACAUACCGAAAAAAUGUUGAUAAGAGCAAAACAUCUGGAGAAGGCAAAAUUAGAUGGGAAUAUUUUAAAGAAUUGCAUGAAACUUUUGGUAGGAAUAUUAACACCAAUCCGCCAAUUAAUUACAUGAAAUCAUCUUCAAAAAUUAAUUCCAAAAGCAGCAAUCGUAUGAAUGAAUGUACUCAAGAGGUGCUAACUGAAAUUACUUGUGCCCAAAACAGAGAUCGUGUCAGCAUUAUAAGUACUGAAAAUUCGACAGUUCAGGUAAAUCCAGUUCCUGUGGCCGCUGAAACCUCUUGUACACAGUUAAAUAAAGAAAAUGAAUGUACAGCUAUUCAGAAAAAAAAAGAUAAAAAUGAAUUAAUUAAAAGUAGAAAAAGAAGUCGGAAUGAGCCACCAUUGUGGUAUGUUGAAGAUAUGAAACGCAGGGAUAGGAAGAGAGAGGAGAGAGAGAAGAAAGAAGACGAAAGAUGGCAGGAACAUAAAGAAUUGGAGACUAGGAAAGUACAGGUUUUGGAAAAGCUGGUUGAAUUAUUACAAAAUGUACAAAAAACAAAUUCAAGUUAAUAAAAUUUUUAUUUGCGAUGUGUUUUUGCUUAAAA